Mesorhabditis spiculigera is the source of this 223-nucleotide messenger RNA. The record is from the annotation of a GenBank genome assembly. NCBI's taxonomy places the organism in Eukaryota, Metazoa, Nematoda, Chromadorea, Rhabditida, Rhabditidae.
GUUUGGUGGUCUUCUCUCCUUCUUCUCUGGCAUCUUCUCUCUGUACUUCAUCUGUGUCCCGAAGCUCGUCUGGAAGGCGCCAUAUAGCUGCUUGAAAACCCCCAAGAAUUUCGAAAAGACGCCACAAUGCCUGCCUCUUCUACGACUCUUCCUCCUUUCGCCUCUUCUGCUUCUACGACUUCACAAAGCCAAACUGAAUCGCGAAUUUGUGUUGCUCGUUGAA